Molecule: messenger RNA, 3345 nt
Organism: Alternaria alternata
Lineage: Eukaryota; Fungi; Ascomycota; Dothideomycetes; Pleosporales; Pleosporaceae
Product: ankyrin
Exons: 3
Coding region: 1-3345 (1114 amino acids)
Molecular function (GO): protein binding
Source: RefSeq, a predicted model, not a curated record
AUGGACCCUCUAUCGGUGGCCGGCUCGAUCUCAGGUCUCAUCUCACUGAGCGACACAAUCUUUCGCAAGCUCUACCACUAUGUCAAAGAUGUAAAAAGUGCUGAGAAGGAAGUGAAAACCCUCAAGAAUGAAGUCGCUGCGCUCAGUGGCGUACUCCACAACCUCCAACUGAUCGCCCAGGACUUGGAAACCAGCGAAUUGCAAAACAGUUCGAUACGCCUAGAUCAUAUCGACGCAUGUCUCAACACUCUCUACAAAUUAAAGGAUAACAUUGAAAAAGCCGGGAUUUUUGAUAAAGGCAAGAUACGUAGCACGGUACACAAGCUCAGUUGGCCUUUCAAGGCUGUCGAUACAAAGAAGUUCUUCGACGACAUACGAGGCCAUCGAGACCACCUUAACUUUGCUCUCUCGGUUGAUACCAUGGCGGCUUUGCUCCAGUGUCUUUCUAAACAAGAUCAGCUACUCUCGGGUGUUGCUGGCCUUGAGACAAGAUUGCGAGACAAACAGAAUAUCGACACCAAGAUUGUUGUGAACGCGGAACGUCAGAAGAUUCUGGACAACUUCCUUUCCGUCAAUCCGGAAGAUUCAUUCCGUACCAAUACACGGAUUAGACAUACCACGACCGGGUUUUGGCUUACUAAAAAUGAUGAGUUCACCACAUGGAUGCAAGGAUCAAACUUACACCUGUGGCUGAGCGGCAUCCCUGGUGCUGGCAAGACGAUCCUCUCCAGUCUUAUUAUUCAGCAAUGCUUGAAUCAAGCUACGGAUGAUAGAGCAGUAGCGUUCUUUUACUGCGAUUACAAGAAUAUCAGGAGCCAAGACGUGGUUCAAAUCCUGAGUAGCCUUACAUCGCAGCUCGCACGGCAACACGAAAGCUGUUUCCAGCUACUCAAGGACUACGACAAUGAACUACGGCCACAGCACCAGCUGCGACGGAGCCCUGAAGUUGAAGAACUCAUUGACCUGCUACGGAAGAUGUCCAAUUACUUCGAGGACGUACGUUUGAUAGUAGACGGGCUUGACGAGUGCAAUGAGCAGGCUGGCGAGGUAGCGAGAAAACUCAAAUCGCUGGGGAGUGAUCAUGCUGUUAUCUCCAUGUGUUUUCUCAGCAGAGACGAGCUUGAUAUCCGUACGGAACUUGAUUCGCUUAUGUUCGGGCAUAUCGAGAUCGCUGCGCACACGGAGGACGUAGAACAUUAUGUCAGAACCGAGAUCGAAGAUAGGCUCAAAAAGAAGAAACUUCGGCUGAAGAGUAGUAACCUCAAAGACGAAAUUGUUCGUCAACUCGUAACUCGAGCAAAGGGCAUGUUCCGUUGGGUGUCUUGCCAGCUCGAUCACCUCUGUGAGCUUCCGACAGAUGCGCUUCGUCGUAAAGCUUUAACGUGUCUGCCCACAACUCUGAACGAAACCUAUGCAAGAGUACUCACGCGUGUCGAGGCCUCCGCUAGGCCGCUUGUACGGAGAACCUUACAGUGGAUCACAUACGCCCACCAUUCCGGGCUCUCUGUCGAGCAAUUAUCAGAGAUUGUCGCCAUAGACGAGAAGGACGAGGAAUUGGACCCUGAGGCAUGCCCCGAUAUAGAAGAUCUACUUCGAUAUUGUGGGAGCUUAGUUCGCAGAACCAGCGGUUUCAGUUACACAAGUAAUUCGUCAUGUACCAAACUCGAGUUGGCUCAUUUUACUGUCCAAGAAUUUCUGGAGGCGAUCAACCCCAACGAUGCGGAACUGAACGAGUUCCGCCUGAGCUCCACUGACGAGCUCAUAUUGGCCAAGACAUGUCUGAAUUAUCUAUGUCUCCCGUCAUUCAAUCAGCCCCCUUUUGACUUUGAGGAAGAUUUUGAGGACCAUCCAUUCUACCAUCAUGCAACAAUUUGUCUAACCAACUACGUCGGCCAGGUUACGCAUGACGACGAUAUACAGAGAUAUCUUCAAAGGCUAUUUCGCCCACCAAAGUCCUACAAUCUCACCCGUCUUGUUUUACACUAUGUUCCAUAUCUGAGGGAUGAAGCUAAAGAAGACGAAUGGGUGGAUGAACUCUGUUCAUACGAGUUCAGCAGCCUGCAUGCUGCGGCUAUGUUUGGUUUCGGAACAGUGUGUCGAUGGCUACUCGAUGAAGGAUGCGAUAUAAAUCAGAAGUCCGCACUCGGCACUCCAUUGGAAUGGGUGGUGGUUGGUCCAUAUUUCAUGAAAUCUGGGAAGAUAAGCUUCCAUUUGUUCGAGCACCUCUUUCAAAGCGCCACUGAAAGUAUCAUAUCGACACUAAUCGAAGCCGGUGCCGCCUACGAUGUGGACGGGGGAGAUCUGAACUCUCUGCUUCUCGCUGUAUUUCACGGUCCAUGGACACUUUCCGUGGAGAUGCUUCGCUAUGGCAUGCCUCUAUCUGAGAGUUUCACCCAUUAUCUGGAGGAAAACCUUCGCGGGGGUAAUAAACUGUUCUUGGAGAACUUUGUCGCCUCGAUUAAUGGCGUUGAAGAUGAAAAGAUUCCCUUAGAUGUCAGAAUGCGACUUCUUGAUCUUGCUCGAGCAAAUGGUAUUCCAUUAGAGACCAACUCGCCUCUGGAUACUAGAAUCAGCACGAUGCAAUAUAUGAGCGACGAGACGUAUGCGGAUGCUGUUGUCUAUACAGCCAAGUAUGGUCCAGUGUCAAAUCUACUACAUCUUACAACUGACGAGCGAUUCUCGGUGAACAUGGAAGGGCCAUGUCGCUCGGCAACACUGCUUCACAUAGCGGCAGAACAUAAUUCGCCAGAAUGUAUGGAGCUGCUUCUGGACAAAGGUUUUGAUGCCGCUCAGUUGGAUGAGUCUGGAUGUACAGUUUUGCAACACGCAAUCAGUUACGGCAUAAAAGAGGAACCUCUGCUACGCCGCCUGAUCCAAAGUAACGCCACAGAAGUUGUAGAUCGUGAUGGGAGAGGCGUUUGGCACGUCGUAGCUGAGAAAGGGCGCUUAGACGUUCUUGAUUUACUCAUCGCGGAACUUGGACCGGAUCAUCCUUACCUCUGCAUACAGAGCAAACUAGGCAGAACCCCAUUUCUGGACGCAAUCUUGUACCGAGAGAACCAUAUCGCAUUUCGAAUGCUAAGGUCACUUCCGGCAAACAAAGUCCUUGCGACAGAUCCGCAAGCUAUCCAUUCUGCCAUAGCGACUGGUCUCGAAGAUAUCUUGCAAGAACUUGUGCAAAUGGGUGCCAGCCUACACAGCGGAUCUGAUCAGGAUCGAAGUGCCUUGUACUUUGUCACCCAAGAAACGACCCCCGGCAUACUGAGAAUGCUCCUAAACCAUGGUCUUGAUUCUUUCAGUGAUGGAGCUGCUUGCUACGACCUUCUGCACGACCACUCAGGAUAA